This is a messenger RNA of Tachysurus vachellii, 639 nucleotides long. RefSeq names its product gamma-crystallin M2-like. The coding region runs from base 40 to 570 and encodes 176 amino acids. Gene Ontology annotation, biological process: lens development in camera-type eye; visual perception. The transcript is spliced from 3 exons. Lineage: Eukaryota; Metazoa; Chordata; Actinopteri; Siluriformes; Bagridae. Gene Ontology annotation, molecular function: structural constituent of eye lens. The record is from RefSeq and is a predicted model, not a curated record.
CUCACACAGACUGACAAAGCUCCCUAACUCAUUACCACCAUGGCCAGGGUCGUCUUCUAUGAGGACAGGAACUUCAUGGGCCGCUCCUACGAGUGCAGCAGUGACUGUUCCGACAUGUCCUCCUACCUGAGCCGCUGCCACUCGUGCAAGGUGGAGAGUGGCUGCUGGAUGGUGUACGAUCGGCCCAACUUCAUGGGAAACCAGUACUUCAUCAGGAGGGGCGAGUACCCUGACUACAUGAGCAUGUGGGGCUGGGGCAACAACUGCAUCAGGUCCUGCCGCAUGAUCCCCAUGUACAGGGGCAACUACAGGAUGAGGAUCUAUGAGAGGGAGAAUUACAUGGGGCAGAUGAUGGAGCUGAGCGACGACUGCGACUCUAUCAUGGAUCGCUACCACUGGUCCGGCGGAUGCCACUCGUGCCACGUGAUGGACGGCCACUGGCUGAUGUACGAGCAUCCUCACUACAGAGGCAAGAUGUGGUACUUCAGGCCCGGAGAGUACCGCAGCUUCAGGGACUACGGCAACAUGAACUUCAUGAGCGCCAGACGCAUCAUGGACUCCUGGUAUUAAAUAAUAAAUCCUGGUCUAAUCAGUUACACCAUGUGAACAUCACAAGCAAAGAAAUAAAUAAAGCAGUAA